GGGCUCCUUCUGCGCCCGCGGCACCGCCGCAGCCCCGCUCACCGCCCCGAGGCGCGUGCGCCCUUCUGGGCUGCCCCCGCCCCGCAGCGGGGAGCCGGGCUCCGGCCCCGUUCCGCCUCCCGAGGGCGGUGGUUUCAGUGCCGCCGCUUUCGCUUUCUCGCGGCGGGUAUCGCGUGGGGGUCGCGGCGUCCCGGUUCCCGAGCGCAGGGAGUCCCGGCUGCGGCCUCCGGGCUGGCUGUAGCGGGCGCGGUGCGGCGGGGGCUCGGCCAGCCGAGGCUGAACAACCCCAACUCUCUCACCCUGUGCUCAUACCGGAGGAGCUCCAGUCCCUUGAUCGUCUCUGUGGCCUCCCCUGAACUCUCUCCAACAGCUCCUGUCAUUCCUGUGCUGAGGAUUCCAGACCUGGACACAGGGCUCCAGAUUUCAAUGGAUUCAACAAGUCCCCCACUGUCUUUGAAAGAUAAUGGGUUUGUUAUGACAAACCUUGACUGUCUUGACACAUCAGAAGAUGAGAUAGAAAGACUUAAAGCAGAACUGAAGGAAUGGAAGGAAAGAGUUGAAAAAGCUGAAAAAGUGAAAGCUGACCUUCUUCUCUGUAAAAUAAGUGCUAAUGAAGAGUUUGUUAGAGCAGAGCAGGGGCUGAUGAAGCUAAAGGACCUUCAAGAGAAGCAGGAUAAGGAAAUUAUUACGUCCAGGGAUGAACAUGAGAGAGAACUCCAUUUACUGAACCAAGAAAGUGCUGAGCUGAAGAGAGCAAUUGAGAAGCUUGAAGAAGACCUUGCAGAAUGCACUUCACUGCUCUCACAGGGCAGUCAGAUUAAAAAAGAGGUAGCGGAAACAAAAAUGAAGUUUACUCACCUGGAACAUAUGCAGGAUGAUUAUCCCGAUAUGAACACUCACUGUGUUUUUAGGGUAGCUACACAAAUUCCAUUCAGACUGAAUCAAACCCAGGCACUGCUUACUUUCGAAGACGAAGAAGUUGCCCAGAGACUGUUACAAAUGGGUAAGCAUACUGUGAACCUGGAUGAGAAAAGAGCAGAACUGAGAGUGAAGCCUUUUGCACUUGAAAUGGGAAUCAAAUUUGAGCUCCAUGUCACUGUUUCUGGAAAGAAGAUCAAUGUUUCAGAAGUGCCUGAUCUGCCCAUCCCUGAAGAAUGGAUGAGAGACAAAUUAGAGUUGAAUUUCUACAAAUCCGAGCAGGGAGGAGGAGGAGGAGUAGAAAAAGUGAGCUAUGACAAGCAGUCUAGAACAGCCGCUAUUACGUUCCGCACCCCUGGAGCGACAAAUGGCUUUGUGAGAUGUACUAAACAGCCUUUCCUUGUAAAUGGAAGAUUCUAUAGACUUUCUGUGUCCCCAGACACCAACAUACACGUGGAAAAGUUUCAGCUCUGUCGUGGGAUCGCUAAGAAGACCAUUCUGUUGGAAGGAAUUGAAGAGACAGAAGAUGAUGAGGAAAGCGUACAGGACAUGAUCGAAAUUCAUUUUCAAAAGCCUAGUAAUGGCGGUGGAGAAAUAGAGACGAUCAAAUAUGUAUCAGAAGGAGUAACAUGGGUUUGUUUUGAGGAGGAUUCUUAGCAAAUUGCAGGUUGAAGUCAUGGAGUACUCAGGUUUUGCUUCAUCGGAGCCCUGUGAGGUUAUGUAGACAUUCUACUUACAAUGCUCUGAAUUUUAUACUUGACAGAGAGAACCUCCCUGUCUUUCUAGUUUGUUUAAUGGCACAGACUUGCGGAACACAUCACCUGGGUAUUCCAAAGAUUCCUGAUAAAAGUCAUAGAAAAAGCCUUUACCAGCACUUGAAACUUAACCAAAGAUUGCCUUCUGCAAGUAUUUUGUAUCUUAGAAAUUUUAGAUAGGUUGCAUAUUUAAAAAUGGGAGGAAUCUAUUCCUUCUUAACAUUUUGAUUACCAAAGCUGUAUGUUAUCCCAAUCAGACCUGCUUUUUUGAAGUGCCAUCGCUGCAGGAGGUAGCUUGGAGACAACUCUGGUCCUGCUAAGGGUGCUGUGUGCCACCACAAAGUAAAUAUCUGAACGCAAUACCUGGAUAUUUUGUAAAAUCUGCAGUGAUAAAAUAGAAAAAGGGAGAUUUACUCAAUUGCACUUUACAAGGAAUGCCAUAGCAGUAACACUGCUUUUAGCUGUUGAAAAGAUGUUCAAUGCAAAUUUCCUGACUUUCUGAUAGGUUAAUAGCCUGGUUUAUAAUUUGGUUUUAAUUAUUUUUAUUUACAAUUGUAUUUCACUUCAUUUUUGUUCAUGAUUUUGCUUCCUUUAAAAUGUUACAGUUCAAAUAUUACAAGAAUUGAAGUGAUUCUUUAUCUAAACUGGAUUGCUUUGUAACAACGCUGGGGAAAAAUUGUGAACACUGUGUUGGAGGUACCUGUAUUGUUGUGCAUGAGUGGCCGGGCUGCUGGGGGAGUGCUCCAGGAGGGUGUGAAGAGAGGAAUCAGCUGGAAAAAGGCACAUAGAGUUCAGGCCAAAUUACUUUUUCAGCAUGUAAAUUCCCCUUUUUGUUUCCAGUACAUCCUUCCAGUUUUCAUUCUGAGCAAACUUUGAAAUAAACUGGAAGU
This is a messenger RNA of Cuculus canorus (common cuckoo), 2563 nucleotides long. It is a transcript of the gene NMI, whose product is annotated as N-myc and STAT interactor. The record is from RefSeq and is a predicted model, not a curated record. The coding region runs from base 427 to 1575 and encodes 382 amino acids. Lineage: Eukaryota; Metazoa; Chordata; Aves; Cuculiformes; Cuculidae. The transcript is spliced from 11 exons. Gene Ontology annotation, cellular component: cytoplasm.